Molecule: messenger RNA, 1422 nt
Organism: Dovyalis caffra
Lineage: Eukaryota; Viridiplantae; Streptophyta; Magnoliopsida; Malpighiales; Salicaceae
Source: the annotation of a GenBank genome assembly
AUGGAUCCUAGAUUAUUUGAUGCUGCUUUCACUGGAAAUGUGAAUGCCUUACUAGAAUUACUUCAACAAGAUCCUCUCAUUCUCCAUAAUGUGACAGUCACUACAUCCAUCACACCUUUGCACAUUGCUGCACUCCUCGGUCAUGCCCAGUUUGCCAUGGCGGUGAUGCAAUAUUGUCCUCGAUUUGCCACAGAAGUUAACCAGCAAGGUCUUACUCCCAUUCACUUGGCCUCGGCAAACGGUCACUGGGAGAUUGUGCGGGAUAUGUUGGCUUGCAAACCUGAUCUUGCUUUCAUUAAAGACAAAGAUGGAAAGAAUUUCCUCCACACUGCUGCCACUAGAGGAAGAAUUCAAGUGUUGAGAGAGGUAUUUUCAACUGAAUCAGCAAAAGAGCUUACAUCGAAUGGUGAGACUAUUCUACAUCUUGCUGUUAAACAUAAUCAAUACCAGGCACUAGAGACUUCAAUUCAGCUUGUUAAUCAACACCAAAUUGGAAACGAGCUUUUCAAUGCCAAGGAUAAGGACGGCAACACCAUCCUCCACCUUGCUUGUGCCAAAAAAGAACCACUGAUGGUGAAACUUCUAGUAUCAGAUCAGACUAAUUUGGAUUUGGAUGUGAAUGUGGGCAAUUCAGAAGGACUUACUCCUCUAGAUAUCGUGGAGAGAUCGAUGAUAAGUUCCAAUGAAGAUCAACAAAUACAAGAAAUACUUAAACAAGCUGGAGCAGUGCUGUCAGGAAGGGUACGAGAAAAAGACUCGAGACAUUCAACAGGAAAAGAUAUUCUGGAUCCAGUAAAAAAUGGUAUGGGUAUUCUGGCAGCUCUGUUUGGCACAGCAUGUUUCCAAUUAGGAAUGAAUCCUCCAGGAGGUGUUUGGAGUGAAUGGGCCACUGGCACCAACCCCAAUAGUACUUUUCAUGCAGCCUCAGUUGACAAUAACAACAGUACUUAUAUGGAUUUCUGGUUUCCGAAAGUGUCAAUAUUGCCAAUGUUUGUAGGUCCUUCCCAUUUGAAAGUCAGUGAUGCUUAUCAACACAAACCUGGACUAUCAAUAAGUUGGGAAGUUCAAUAUAGGCAUUUCCUUCAAUUUAACCUAUAUAAUGCAAUUUGCUUUUUCUUGUCGAUGUGGAUCAUUAUGCUUUUAUCAUCAAGUGCUACUUUCAGGAAGAAUGCUCUGUCUUCCGUCAAAAUGCUGUCGACCAUAAUGUGCUUUCUGUUAGUCUUUGCUAUGAUGGAGUUUGUAGUAGGGAUGGCUCUAGUUACAAAUGAUGCGGUGGCUGGAAAUAUCGCGUUUCAAGCUUUGAUUGUUGCUUACGGCGUUCUAAUUGCUGGAAUUGCGGUUUUAAUUAGAAGGACGAGGGCAGAGAUACAUACAUCCUUUUUCAAUGAAAAUAAGAUUGAUAAAAAGGAGAAUUGUGAGUGA